Canariomyces notabilis is the source of this 2754-nucleotide messenger RNA. RefSeq lists its product as uncharacterized. The record is from RefSeq and is a predicted model, not a curated record. NCBI's taxonomy places the organism in Eukaryota, Fungi, Ascomycota, Sordariomycetes, Sordariales, Chaetomiaceae. The transcript is spliced from 3 exons. The coding region runs from base 1 to 2754 and encodes 917 amino acids.
AUGGUCAAGCUCGACUACAACCGCGAUUACUAUGGCGAUCUCGAGCUGCCAGUAACAGCAGAUGAAAAUGAAGUCAAGAAGCAGUUCAGAAAGCUUGCACUGAAGUUUCACCCCGAUCGCAACCCGGGCAAAGAGGAUGAGGCGAAGGAGAAAUUCUUGAUUAUUCAGGCUGCCCAUGAGAUUCUCUCCGACCCAGUCACAAAAUCCAAGUUUGACGCCUACCGUCUCCGACAAAACAGGUAUCCAACAGCUUCUGGGUUGAGAGGCAAUCCAUGGCAGAACACGACGCAGGAUGUAAACCAAAAGUUUGGCGCUCCACCUAAACGUCCGCCGAUGCCAACACGUCCGACUCCAAGCACCGCAGGCUCUCGGUAUUGGGAUUGGACGCCGAAGCCAAAGACAAAGACGGAGAACUUCAAGGCAAACAUGGAAGCUUGGGACAGAUCGAGACCUCAGACUAAGACAAACCAACCCAGUGCUGGCGCUACCGCCUCCACAGCUCGCACGGCUGCUAAGUCUAGGGACCAACCAGCCCCGCGAACUGCAGCCCAGGCCCGGCGCCAGGAAGCAUCAUUCGGGACGAGGAGGACUGGUUUCACCCCAGCGUCACCGAUAGGAGAUGAACCUCCGGUGAGAAACCAACACUAUAAUGUCCAUACUAAUGCCACGCCUGGAGAGAAUGGAGCUCAAGCAAGCAAGCCUCGGCCGAUGUCUAGUUUUGUCGACCCUCUGAGUGCCAAAUUCAGCGAAACUUUUAUAGACAGUCGCCAGAGCACACCAUACGCCGCAAAUGUCGGAGAGAAGACGAACCCCUUCGAACCACUAAACGUCAACAGAGCGAAGAGCAUGAGGGAUAGCGGAAGGAAAUUUCAAGAUGGUGUGGAAGAAACGCCCCCAACACCUCCUCCUCGUCCGCGAAGUGCGAGCGUCGAUUCGGAUAACCUCAAGCGAUCAACGACCGAGAAGCCUACGUUCAAUGAGCCUAAACCGACCACUUUUCAAUCACGGGCACAUGCCCGGUAUAGUCCUCGCUUUGCCGAAACCAACUCGGCACCCGCGACUGCCACAUUCCCUGGUUCCAACGGUUCCGCCUCGUCUGUCGAUAGCAUCGCAAAUGCAACAGUGAAUGGUGGUGCUGCUCCAACACAGCCAGAGAAAGGUUCUAAUGUGUAUGAGUAUUCCGCUUUUUCCCAUCGUCAUAACCCCUCUGCUGGUUCUUCCUUCGGGCUCAGUUCCCAAGCACAACACUCGAACAGGCCUGUUGGUCAGGGCCCAAAUCGAGCUCAGAAUCUCAGCUUCCCCGCCUAUAUGGCGCAAGAUACCAGGCCAGCUCCUAGUGGACAGCGGCCAGUCGUGGGACCUAAUGCCCUCGAGAACCGCAUAGAUGCGCAGUUGCAGCUUCUCUUAGGCGGAAAGGGUCGCCAUUUUCACAAUCAACGUCAACCAGUCACCAGCACUGACGCCUUGACACCGGAAAACGCUGGACAUGAAACCAACAAAUACACUAACGCGGUUCACGCUGCUAGCUUCUCGAAUCCUGUCGGGAACGACACAACUUUGCCAGCCCAGCCGGCACGCUUUACCCGAAACAGUACUGAUAAUAUCAACACACGUUUCGUUGCGGAGGAAAAGGGCGGGACGAGCUUUCAAUUUAACGCAGGAUCCGAGUCGGCGACAGAGGACAGUUUCCUCCGCGCGAAGCACCGAGCCCGCGGGCAUCACUCGCCACUCAGGAACGAAUUCACGUCGUCCGGUGAAUCGUUUGUUGGUGUGUCGCCACAGAAGGCUCAGCAGAGCGAAGCCAGCAAAAAGCAGGGUGACUUUGUGGCUGAGGAGUGGAAGCAAGCGUUUGGGCCUCAUACUUUCGUACCCCCGCAGCCGGGCAAACCUUCAGUCUCACCCACGCGGCCUAUCCGGCCAAUGAAGAAGCCACGGCCGGUACGAAAGACUGCAGGUUCAGCAGGUUUGGUUGACGACGAAGAGACAAGCGGCGAGGACAGAACGGAGGGAAGUGCAUCACCAGGUGGUAUCAGUGGGGCUAAGAGCCCCAAUGCUAUGGACAUUGACCCGCCAGCCCCGGAGCCGUCGAUCCCACAAGCCAACGGCGCAAAGAUCAAUGUCGAACCGGCCAAGCCGGAGUGGCGUCCUGGUAACGUCAAUGGUCUUAACCCUAACCCCAAAUUGGGCGCUGGCUUGAACAUUCCAAAUUUGAACCCGAAUGCCGUCGGAUCUGAAGACAGCGAGGACUUUUUACGGCCAAUGUUCUCCGAAUUCAAGAAUGUCGAGCCUUUUGAUCAGAAGACAACUGGCCUUGGCUCAAUGGCCGAUCUUGGUUCCAACCUCCCCUUCCCGAGCAGGCCGUCGGCGAAAAUACCCAUUGCCAAUGAGCGCCCCAAGUCGCUAACAAUCCCGUCGCCGCCCGUCGCGCCUCGACCGCCUCCGGGCCUAAUGAUACCCGGCACGAAGCUCGGCGCACCGGCAUGGAUGACUUACGUGCGCGAGUUCGAGGCUUACAUGGCGGCGUGGUUCGACUACAACAAGAAGAUGACUGACCACUUUAGCGCCAGGCAAAGGGUCAACGAGACGAAAGGUACAGGAUGGGUGAAUAUGCUGGGCGAUGCGGGGAUGCAAGAGUACCUGCAAUCGCUGGAGAUGGACAGACCUGUGCGGCAGAAGUGGAUGAAGGCCUGCGAUACUCACGAGCUGCACUUUAAGGAGUUCCAGUCCCAUCGGGAGCGCAUGAUGCGCCAGUAG